This is a messenger RNA of Synchiropus splendidus (mandarinfish), 471 nucleotides long. Its product is annotated as histone H2A, sperm-like. Gene Ontology annotation, cellular component: nucleosome. The record is from RefSeq and is a predicted model, not a curated record. Bases 1 to 471 code for a protein of 156 amino acids. Gene Ontology annotation, molecular function: DNA binding; protein heterodimerization activity; structural constituent of chromatin. Lineage: Eukaryota; Metazoa; Chordata; Actinopteri; Syngnathiformes; Callionymidae. The transcript has 2 exons.
AUGGAUGUGCCGCUUAAGCUGCUCAUAACCUUUUGUAAAACCAUUGCUGCUGGAGUCCAGCGAAAUGCUGUGUGGGUGGGGCACAGAUCCAGUAAUUUAAAAAGGAAAGGUGCUGGGAAGGCUCGUGCCAAGGCCAAGUCGCACUCAUCUCGAGCUGGACUCCAGUUCCCGGUCGGUCGUGUCCACAGGCUACUUCGUAAAGGUAACUAUGCAGAGCGUGUCGGUGCCGGCGCCCCCGUCUACCUGGCGGCCGUGCUGGAGUAUCUGACCGCCGAGAUCUUGGAGUUGGCUGGGAACGCCGCCCGUGACAACAAGAAGACCAGGAUCAUCCCCCGCCACCUGCAGCUGGCUGUCCGCAACGACGAGGAGCUCAACAAGCUGCUCGGAGGAGUCACCAUCGCUCAGGGUGGAGUGUUGCCCAACAUCCAGGCGGUUCUGCAGCCCAAGAAGACUGAGUCUAAGUCUAAGUGA